GUGAACAUCAACAAUAUAAAACAAUAACAGAUGUGAAAGCAUACAGCCAGCCUCGUCCCCAGGCAGCCAAAUAAGGAUCACGAUGAAGCUGCAAAUGGCUCAUAUAUGGCAGAAUUAAGAGUAGGGUGGUGUGAGUAAUGCCUGUCCUAAACAUGGACACCCUCCUUCGGCUGCGGCGGGACCUAUCAGCCACAGUACCGAAGGAGGUCGUCUCCACAAUGGCCAGCGCCCUUAGUGAUGUCACAGGGGGAGGCAAUGACGUUACAUCACCCAGCGGAAAUGGUACAGACUUCGCGACCACACCAGCCACCGGCUUCAACAAAUUCAAAGAUAUGGUCUGGGAUAAAAUAGAAUCCUUGGGCCUUCCAAUCUGGGCAUUAGUUCUCAUUGCUAUUGGAGCUGGGCUUUUCUUACUCUGCUGUCUCUACUGUAUAUGUAAAAGAUGCAUAUGUCGAAAGAGGAAAAAGAAAGACCAGAAGAAGGGGCUGAAGGGAGCUGUCGACCUCAAGAGUGUUGCAUUGCUGGGAAAUGCUAUCAAAGAAAAAGUUCAACCUGACCUAGAAGAGUUACAAGUGAACAUGGAAGAUAACGAAGAUGCGGAGAGCACAAAGUCUGAAGUCAAACUUGGAAAACUUCAGUUCUCACUUGAAUACGACUUCCAGAAAGGGGAGUUGGCUGUUGGUGUGAUACAAGCAGCUGACCUACCGGGAAUGGACAUGUCAGGAACAUCUGAUCCAUACGUCAAAGUUUUCUUCCUCCCGGACAAGAAAAAGAAGCAUGAGACCAAAGUUCAUCGAAAAACGCUAAACCCUGUCUUCAAUGAAACAUUUGUGUUCAAGAAUGUUCCAUUUGCUGAAAUCGGCCAGAAGACUUUGGUCUUCUCCAUCUAUGACUUCGACAGAUUUUCCAAGCAUGACCAAAUUGGCCAAGUGAAAGUACCCAUGAACUCUGUAGACUUGUGUCAGACCAUCGAGGAAUGGCGAGACCUGACCAGCCCUGACACUGAUGCUGAGAAGGAGAACAAGUUAGGAGACAUCUGCUUCUCUCUGCGGUACGUACCCACUGCUGGCAAGUUGACAGUCGUCAUACUGGAGGCCAAAAAUCUCAAAAAGAUGGACGUCGGUGGACUGUCAGAUCCUUAUGUUAAGAUAUCUUUGAUGUUAAAUGGCAAGCGAGUUAAGAAGAAGAAGACGACAAUUAAGAAGUGUACUUUGAAUCCAUACUAUAACGAGUCAUUCACAUUUGAAGUUCCUUUUGAACAAAUCCAGAAAGUGUCUCUCUACGUCACCGUCGUGGAUUAUGACCGCAUUGGGACCUCAGAGCCAAUUGGCCGAGCAUUGCUAGGAUGCAACUCAAGCGGAACGGAACUUCGUCACUGGAGUGACAUGCUUGCCAAUCCAAGGCGUCCAAUCGCACAGUGGCACACUCUCCAGGAGGUGCCAGAGAAGAGCUAAGAGAUGUGGCAGGGUCAGCCGGCACAGGGACGGCCUAUAGGUGGUGAACAGAGGCCAUGAUGUGCAAUGUCAUCAGACAUCUAUAUACACUGUUGAACAUAUAUCGUUAUAUGUCAUAGUCAUACGUAUGGCAAGGAUGAAUGAAAUAUUAUGUUUAGCAAAUAACUUGCUAUUAUAUUACGUACAUUACUUGUUAUCCUGUUUGGGGGUACUUUAUAUAUCUUUUUUUUCUGUUGUAGUGUAUAGAGGGUUAUAAAAGAAAGCAUUUUCAGAAUCUCAUGCUUUCAAGGUUUUAGUACAUCAUAUAUAGUUUCAUCAUCUAUGGAUACAAACUACUGAAACCUUGUAUCCCUUGACCUUCAGACCCCAAAGUAAAAUAAAACAGAGAUCAGCAAUGCAAUAUUUGCCAUGAUAUUAGUGAUGAAGUACUUAUCAGUGCAAUCUCUUGGAAGAAAUGCAGCACAUUUACUGUAUUACUUACAUACACAUGAUAUUAACUUGAAAUCCACCCUGUCAGCUUUUUGUUUGACAAGGCAUCUUAACCAAAUAUAUAUUUCAUUUAUCAAAUUUAAUAUUAAAAAUUCAACUUAUAUUUUUAAGAAAGGAAAUCAAUUCAGGGCCCUAGCAGAUGAGGAUAUGCCUACCAGUAGACAUUUUUAAAAUGACUUGUUUCAGAAGAUGUAUGAACCUUGGAUUAUAAUGAUGAAAUUGUAACAUUCCAUUUAUUGUUAAUAUGCUGUGUCUAUAGGAAAUUAACUCCUUGGGAAGGUUUUUAAGUAGGAAGGAUCUCUUAAUCAUUUAGGUGAAAUUAAUUUGUCAAUCAAUAUUAAAUUAGAAAUCAUAGAUUGUAAAUAUCUUUUAUCAUUUAAGAAAAGUAUGCAUCAUUUUAGACAAAUUUUACAGCUGUUAAAUAUAAAUCCUGUAUUUAUCAAGAUAGUGUCCCAACUGACUUUACACUCCACAAUAGGUAUCAAUUGGUGUGUAGAUGAACUGUGUGGCAGGGUAUUUCUUCUCAUCACCAGUCAUAACAGAGAUAGUCUUACACACUAAGCGAUGUAUUUAGAUAACGGUUCUUUAGAUAUCUGCCUUGAGACAUAUGUUGAAAGAAAUUUUGAAGAUUUGUGGAAUCAAACUUCUGCUGGAGUUAUCUCCCAUAAAAAGUCUUAACGAUGGUGUCCUGUAUGUUUUUAUCAUUGGUAACAAAGAUCGUUUAAAUAUCUUAUUCAAAAGCCUGUGAGUUGUUAUGCCAUUCUUUUCCAUCGAACGUCAUUCGAAUUUAUUACUUAAGGAUCAGAUUGUCAACAAAGUCUUAAGGUUAACAGAGGCAUUUUAAAGUAAAACAAUUUUCAAGUUGUAAAUAUAUUUAAAGUUUGAAAUGAUAGAAUAAUUCUGUGAUUUGAACUUUUACCUGUGUGUGUAGCAUGUAUAUAGUUGCCCUCACCCUGUCGUACCUUAGGCUUACUGUACUUACAUGGACAGACCAACACUCUGUGAUAAGGCUCCAGAAUCUGUGGUGUUUACAUGACAAAACCCCAAUUUCUGAGAAGAAAUCAAUAGACUGAGCUGACCAUUAAUCUCAGUUCCUCAGACUUUUAAACCAAUCCCCUAUUUAGUUUGAUUUCCACUCUCCUCAGACGUUAAGGUGCAGGUUUUUUUUUUCAAAGAAAUUAAAGUAAAACUUUGUCAGAUUUGUGUAGUUUUGUACAAAACUUAACUGCAUCAUUAGUCAGUGAUUAUGGAACAACACUUAUUCAAAUUUCUCUGUUUGACUUCUAAGCUUUUUUUUUAUUAUUUGUUUCUUUCAUAUUUUCAAUUUCUUCAAAGUUUGAUGAUUUGAUAGCAUCACAACCAUUUCCUCUUAGUGGUUGCCAGUCACCUAGAUCCUAAUUAAGAUGUUUAAAUUUGACUAAGAUCGGGGAUCAGAGAACUUUAUAGUAGCUUUCUGUUACUUAAUGUUAUCUUUCAUUGCCAAUGAAAGAAGUUAUUGUUAUAGGAGGUUCAAGCUUUGUGAUGUGUUUUGGUUUUUGUAUGUUAAUUUUUUUGUGACAUUCCCGGUUAGAUUUGUGAUAAAUUGCAAAAACGUGAGAGACUUGUUUUCAUUAAAUAUACAUCCAGUGUUUUUUUCCAAUUAAAGAUGAUAUAACUUAAAAUGUGAGAGAGAAAAUCAACACUCCAAAAAACAUUUUGUAAGAUACUCCUUGUUUUCAGCUGUUAAGAAAUUGAUUUUAUGUGUGAGAAGGUGUUACAACAUUAAUUCUUUAUGCUGACAGACACUACUUUCUUGAACAGUCAAUUUCAAGAUUAGCAAAUCACUCAAUGGUAUAUGUACAAUUUACAUUUAUUGUCCUUCGUGAGGUGGUAUUGAGUUAUUGUCAAUCAUAGGAGGUUCAGGAUAAUAUCAAGUUAAUGAAACAGUUUCGACUUUCUCUACUUCCUUGUACUAAAGUACACUUUAUUCCAAUUUAUUUGUUGUAAUUGACCCUACAUACCAUCAUCAAGACUUACAUAUAAAGACUAUUUACUUUUUUAUGAAAUUUAUUACUUUGAAUCUCAUAUUUACGAGGCGUUUAUGAUUUGACUUUUUAAAGUCAUUUCUUCAGUUGAACAGUUUUGGACACCAUAAUGUGAAAGAAACAUAAUUCGCAACAUCCUAAUAAAGCCAUUCUCCUUAUAUUUUUCCCUUUAAGCUCAUUGGUUUGGUUGUCUACUGCCUUACAUCUAUGAUAAACCCUUUCUCACGCCUUUCAUACCAAGUCACAACCGUUUAGAAGUGAUGUAUGUCACAACUUUGUAGAUAUGAUAGGAACUGUAUAUGUUACUGAACUGUAUACACCAUUCUGUUACAUAGAGCAGUCUACUGUUGGUGAAAUAAAGUCUGUCUGUCUGGUUA
Ylistrum balloti is the source of this 4344-nucleotide messenger RNA. RefSeq names its product synaptotagmin-1-like. The transcript has 10 exons. The coding region runs from base 138 to 1454 and encodes 438 amino acids. Gene Ontology annotation, molecular function: calcium-dependent phospholipid binding; phosphatidylserine binding; syntaxin binding. NCBI's taxonomy places the organism in Eukaryota, Metazoa, Mollusca, Bivalvia, Pectinida, Pectinidae. The record is from RefSeq and is a predicted model, not a curated record. Gene Ontology annotation, cellular component: dense core granule; axon; synaptic vesicle membrane. Gene Ontology annotation, biological process: regulation of calcium ion-dependent exocytosis; cellular response to calcium ion; calcium ion-regulated exocytosis of neurotransmitter.